AGAAAUUCAGAGCAGAGCAUGGUUCAUGGCUGUGACUGUGAGCCUGUCCGUCCUUGUCCCAGUCCUCCAUCUCCAUCUUGAGCGUUCACUCAUCAAGCAAAGCAGAACAAGCAUCCUAAUCCGACGACAAAAGUCAUCACUCCAGCAAAAAGGCGCUCGCGCACGUCGGGGCCCCCGAUUCGAACACUUUCUCCUCCGCCGCCUCCUCCGCUCGGCUCGCCUCUUCUUCUUCUUCUUCGCCGCCGCUGAUCCGGACCAGUUCUCCUCGGUUCCUCGCAGUCCCACCCACCGAGGUUCUCUCCUCUCACCGUCCCCAGCCCCCGACAGCUGAUUGCCUUCGUACUCUGCUGGUUCCUCUUCUUCUUCAGGGCGCCAAGUCCGUCGACAUCGACGCCACAGGAACCGGCUCCCCAGGAGCGGUUUCACUGGACCCGAUGCCCAACGUUAUGGCCGCCGCCCCAGCCGGCUGCUUACCUCGCGGGGUGAUUCCUCCGGCGCGAUCGAGCAGAGGCAGAGCAUCUCUUCCCGGGGUCGCCAGAGCAUAUGCGGAGAGGCGGUUGGUUGCAGAAAACACAAGCCUGCCAAACAAGCAUAAGGAGGAACUGGAGACUAGGAUAAGGAAUCAGCUCCGGAGGCCCCAGUUGCCACCUUCUUUGUACGACACAGCCUGGGUUUCUAUGGUGCCAAUGCGGGGCUCUCAUCAUACUCCCUGCUUCCCACAGUGUGUUGAGUGGAUACUGCAGAACCAGCAGGAUGAUGGAUCUUGGGGUGUCAGCCAAUCUGGCUCAGAAGUCAACAAGGAUGUUCUCCUGUCCACGUUGGCAUGUGUUCUUGCGUUGAAGAGAUGGAAUGUUGGCAGAGAGAACAUGUGGAGAGGACUGCAUUUCAUUGGGCGGAACUUCUAUGUUGCUAUGGACGAGCAGGUCGCUGCUCCUGUAGGUUUCAACAUCACUUUUCCUGGUUUACUUAGCCUCGCCAUUGAUAUGGGUUUAGAAAUUCCUAUAAGACAAACUGAUGUCUGUGGGAUUCUUCACCUCCGUGAGAUGGAAUUGAAAAGACAGGCUGUGGACAGUUCUUAUGGAAGAAAAACAUAUAUGGCUUAUAUCGCAGAAGGGUUAGGAAGCAUGGUGGACUGGGAUGAAGUUAUGAAGUUCCAGAGGAAGAAUGGAUCAUUGUUCAGCUCUCCUUCCACAACUGCUGUUGCAUUAAUCCACAAAUACAAUGAUCCAGCCCUUCAAUACCUAAAUUUGCUUGUCAGUGAAUUUGGCAGUUCAGUACCGGCAAUGUAUCCUUUAAAAAUACAUUGUCAGCUUUCAAUGGUAGAUGCACUUGAAAGAAUGGGAAUUUCUCAGCACUUUGUCAGUGAAAUAGAAAGCAUCCUGGACAUGGCAUACAGUUGCUGGUUACAGAAAGACGAGGAAAUCAUGAUGGACAAAGCAACAUGUGCAAUGGCAUUUCGCCUUUUGAGGAUGAAUGGUUAUGAUGUUUCCUCAGAUGUGCUGUCUCAUGUUGCUGGACCUUCCACUUUCCAUGAUUCACUACAAGGAUAUUUAAAUGAUACAAAAUCCCUACUGGAAUUGUACAAGGCUUCAAAAGUCAGCUUAUCAGAAAACGAUUUGGUCUUAGAUGGCAUAGGAUUCUGGUCUGGCAACUUAUUGAAGGAUAAGUUGUGCUCUAGUAGGGUGAAAAAGGACCUGAUUUUUGGAGAGAUGGAGUAUGCUGUUAAGUUUCCCUUUUAUGCCACACUGGAGCGUCUAGAACACAAGAGAAACAUCGAAAAUUUUGAUGCUUGGGGUCCUCUGAUGCUAACAACAAAAUCCUCGUCUUUCUGUAUCGAUCAGGAAUUUGUAGCUUUGGCUGUCGAAGAUUUCAGUUUCUCUCAAUAUGUUUACCAGGAUGAACUUCGGCAUCUCGAUAGUUGGGUGAAGGAGAACAAGCUGGACCAGCUACAAUUUGCUCGGCAGAAACUGACAUAUUGCUAUCUGUCUGCUGCUGCUACCAUAUUUUCUUCUGAAUUGUCUGACGCUCGCAUUUCAUGGGCCGAAAAUGGCGUUCUCACAACUGUGGUUGAUGACUUCUUCGAUGUUGGGGGAUCAAAAGAAGAAUUAGAAAACCUGAUAGCACUAGUUGAGAAAUGGCAUGCACACCAUACAGUUGGGUUCUACUCAGAGCAAGUGAAAAUAGUAUUUUCUGCUAUUUAUACAACAGUGAACCAUCUUGGAGUAAUCGCUUCUGCAGCACAAGGCCGUGAUGUUACAAACCACCUAGUAGAAAUAUGGCUGGAUUUGUUGAGGUCUAUGAUGGUCGAGACAGAAUGGCAGAGAAGCCAAUAUGUGCCAACAGUUGAAGAAUACAUGACGAAUGCUGUUGUCUCAUUUGCACUGGGCCCAAUUGUGCUCCCAGCAUUGUAUUUCGUAGGGCAAGAGGUUUUAGAGCAUGCUGUCAAAGAUGAAGAGUAUGAUGAAUUAUUUAGGCUAAUGAGCACUUGUGGGAGGCUCCUCAAUGACAGUCAAAGCUUCGAGAGGGAAGGCAACCAGGGGAAGCUGAAUAGCGUUUCUCUACUUGUCCGCCACAGUGGUGGUUCUAUGUCCAUAGAAGCCGCUAAAAAGGCACUGCAGAAGUCCAUAGACGUCUCUAGGAGAGACUUGCUAAGAUUGGUUCUCAGGAAAGAAAGCGUUGUUCCUAGGCCAUGCAAGGAGCUCUUCUGGAAGAUGUGUAAGAUACUUCACUUGUUCUACUUUCAGACUGAUGGAUUUAGCUCCCCAAAGGAAAUGGUCAGUGCAGUGAAUGCUGUUAUCAACGAGCCACUCACAGUCCAAAAUACUACUAGUUCGUUUUUGUCUAGUUCAUCAGGGAAGUGAGGAUCACAUGUAAUUUAUCCUGUUCAUAUGGAUCAGAAGCAGCAGCGGCAAGCUUAAGAUAUUUGUAAGUUUGUAACUGGGCUGAUGUAGAUUGGUGAAGGUACAUCUUUGCUGUAUGUGGAUCAAGGUAUUGGGAACACCUGAGUCAUUGGUAGUGAGAGUUAUUCACUCUUUCGCGAGAUUUUGUCGAGAAUUUGCCACA
Messenger RNA from Sorghum bicolor (sorghum), 3063 nucleotides. Its product is annotated as ent-kaur-16-ene synthase, chloroplastic. The transcript is spliced from 15 exons. The record is from RefSeq and is a predicted model, not a curated record. Bases 435 to 2861 code for a protein of 808 amino acids. NCBI's taxonomy places the organism in Eukaryota, Viridiplantae, Streptophyta, Magnoliopsida, Poales, Poaceae. Gene Ontology annotation, molecular function: magnesium ion binding; terpene synthase activity. Gene Ontology annotation, biological process: diterpenoid biosynthetic process.